Messenger RNA from Didymodactylos carnosus, 2792 nucleotides. NCBI's taxonomy places the organism in Eukaryota, Metazoa, Rotifera, Eurotatoria, Philodinida, Philodinidae. The record is from the annotation of a GenBank genome assembly.
AUGUUUAUUGAUCAGAUUCUCAAUAAACUCAAAUGUGCAUUUAAAAAAUUUGUAGAAACAAAUGAAACAAAAUUAAUUACUUCAAGUGUUCAACAAAUUAAAAAGAUAAUUGAUUAUGGUUUAACAUCAGUAAAAUGUGAAACUCGUGAAAUUGAAAAACGAAAUAUUCUUAUAGUAAAAGGAGUUUAUAUUUCAUUGAAUUAUAUAUUGACAACAUUGGAAGAAAAAUUAAAAAAUUCAGUUGAAGUUUGGUUAACGGCAUCAGAAAAUUUGUUUAUUGAUUACAAGAGAAUAAUUGAUGUUUCAAGAUUAAAUGGUCAACCAGAAAAUAAGCCAUCAAAAGCAGAAAAUGGUAAACAAUAUGGAACUGAAUCGGAUAAAAAUGGAAAACAUGGUCAAAAUGGUAUGAAAGGUGAAAGUGGAGGAAAUAUAACAAUCAUAUGCGAAACAGUUGAAAAUGGACAUAAUUUAGAAAUAAAAACAAAUGGUGGAAAUGGAAGUUAUGGACAAGAUGGUGGUGAUGGUGUAGAUGGUGAAAAAGGUGCAGAUGGUCAUGGAUUAGACAUGGGAGAAUUUAAAAGAACUUUUCCACCAGCAGCAGCAUUUGGCGCUACACAAUCAAUGGAAAACGUAAAAAAAAUUAUCGCUUAUUUAGAAGAAAAUGCAACAAUUAUAAAAAGUAAAAAAUGGGGAAACACUUUGGGGAGGCAUGGACUAGCAUGCUACUACAUUGAAGCUGAAACAGCACAAGGAAAUCUUAUUUCUUUUUCAUAUUAUUGGGGAAUAUUUACAAAACAAGCUUAUUGUUUCUAUAGAGGAACAUCUGGUGAACCAGGAACACCUGGUGGUUUUGGUGGACUCGGUGGAUAUGCAGGUGAACCGGGAUUGGCAGGUGACAUUAAAAUUUUAACAAAACCAGACGUAAAAGCAAACAUUAAAACAAGCGCUAUUGAUGGAAGUCGAAGUUCUGAUGGACAAAAAGGUCGAGAUGGAAAUUUUGGUAAAUCUGGUGAAAAUAAACCUGAUGUUGGUUACAUUGAUUGUCAAACGUGGAAAGAGCCCGUGUAUUACGGGCCUAAUUGGUAUAAAUUAUCAAUUUAUGCAAGUAGUGAUACGUACAGAAUCCGAAGUUCAGAAUAUGAAAGUAUAACAGAAUAUGUACAAAUUGAAUUAAGAUCAGCACCAGAACCACCGGCAUGUUUAUCGAUAAAUGAAGCAGAAAAACAUAGACAUAAUAAUACGAAAACAAGAAAACAAGAAGCAACAAGAAAACAUGCAAUUUCAAAUGAAUUAUUAACACAAAUUUAUAAUGAUCAUCAAAGACAAUUUGCAACAAGUUCGGUUGAAAGUUUACAAGUUAAUGUUAAUUUAUUUCGAGAACAAAUAUCAUGUAUUCAAUCUGAAGAAACACAAAUUCAAAUAGAAAAUAUUUGUAUUACAAAAUCCCUUAUUGAUGAAAAACAUUAUAAAUUAAAUAAAUUGUCAACAAAAAAAGUUAAAUUGAAAAACAAAUCAUCGUUGUUAUCAUCAUCAAAUUCAUUAAAUAUUAUUGAAGAAUUAUUAGAAAAAUUAAAAAUAUAUUACAAAGACAAAAGUGAAGUUUUACAAACACACAUGAUUAUUUUGGAAAUGAACGAAAUAUUAAAAUCGAAUAGAUACAAUUUUGAAGAUAUGUUAAAAAUUUCUUUAUCAAUUGAAAAAAUUUUCAAUGAAUCAAAAUUAGAUAAUUUAAAAUCAUUGUUUAAAGAUCCAAAAAUAGAUAAUGAAUUUGAUAAUUUAAAAUCAUUUGUGAUUGAAAAAUUAAAAUUAUUAUUUUUAAAAAAUAUUGUUGCAAAAUAUAUUGAUGAUAAUGAAAAUUAUGAUAGAAAAAUAAUUGACGAAUUUAUUGAAGAAGAAACACAUCGUGGUGGUGGUGAUUCAGCGAUACACGCUGUAUUGGGUAUUAAAAAUGAAUUUGGUAUUUAUGAAAAUAUUAAUUGUGAAAAAAUACGAAAAGAAAUUCAAAAAAAUUUUAUUAAAAUUGUAAAAACAAAUGAUGAUUUAUCAAAAUCGAUACAUCGAUCAAUGUUAAAUUUAAUUAAAAAAUCUCGUGAGAAAACAAAAUAUCCAGAAAUAAAAAAAUAUGUUGAUAAUUUUAAAAAAGUAUUAAAUUCAACAACAAUAAAAGAUAAUUGUUCUUGUAAAGAUGAAAAUGUUCUUAUUGAAUAUAGAAAUUAUAUUUGUCAAAAUUCUCAAUCGUUUCACGUAAAUGAUAUUGGAUUAUUGGCUUAUCAUGGAAAUAUUUGUUUAAAUGUUCAUGUACCAUCAGCGAAUGAUAAAGAUGAAAUUUUAUUAAAUUUAUGUGUUACAUACAAUAAAAAUUCAACAAAUAUUGAACAUGUUUGCUAUAUUGACAAUCGAUUUAUUAAAUUAUCAACAAGAAAAAUUGAAAAUAAAGAUGCAAAAUGUGCUCAUUAUAAACAAAUAUUGAAUGAUAUUGAGAAAAUAAAAACAACGGAAGAAUUAGUCAAAUAUUGUGAUGAAAAAUGUUAUGCACGAUUUCGUGAAAAUGAAAAUGAAAUUUUUCAAGAAAAUAAUUAUGAUGAUGAAAAACAAAUAAUUGAUGAAAUCUGUAAUUAUUUUUAUGAUGAAAAAACAAGAGAUAAUGUAAGAUUAGAAUUGACAAUGAUUGCAUCGGAAUUAAUAGAAAAUUUUCAAAUAAUAAAACGAUUAAAAAAACGUUUUGAUAUUGAAAAUUUUCAAAUUAAAGAUGAAAUAAUUACUUUAUUAUCAAUGGAAAUUUUAAAUUCAAA